AUGCAGAAGAGGAAGCGGUACCAAGAGGGCUUCAUAGGUCUACACGAUGCUGGAGUCAGCCUGUACAGUCUCGAGGCCGAUGAGGCACUUGACAGUGUCAUCUGGACCUACACACUGAGGCGGGACUGGAAUGAGGCUAGGAACAGAUCGGCUACGUUGGAGAUGCUCCUGCAGCGGCAUAUUGCUCGAAUACAGUUCGGCUCGGGAGAAGGAGGGCUCGUUCAGGGUAGCGGCUGUGUAGCAGCAGGCCAUGGUGGGGCCACGGAGGGCCGGUUCAGUGUUAAUGUGGGUAUGGUCAACGGUGAUAUGUUUCGCUCCGCUGGAGCUAUUGAGGGCCAUGCCUUCGGGGGCAUCUGCAGGCCGUCAAUCGGUCCUGUUGAGGACAACGAGUUUGAGGCUAUACUGAGGACAGCAAAGACUAAGGCGAAACCUGAGGUCGAAGAUGAAGGGGCCGCUUUGCUGUUGCAACCUAGCAAAGCCCCACGACGCGCGCCCCUGCCCAUAAUGGGCUCUAUUGAGGAAGCUCAGAGGGACUCUGCGAUGCCGGCUUUCCCUCCGUACUGCCCUCCGAGGACUCCUUUCGACUUGCUUGAUCUGGAAUUCGCAGUGCCCUCUGAAGGUGGCGACAACUCGACCCAGCUGAGCUCCACUCAUGUGGCCAUGUCGAUGCACAGCUACACCCUCCUCCAUCUGGACACCUUAUAUAGGUCGCUCUACUUCGGCCUUCGAGACCUCGCUACGGGAUCACGGCUGGCACGCUCGGCUCAGUUCAAGAGAUGCCCUUUGGGUUCCACGUGUAAACUGAAAAUGACCGACAAAGGCGAGGCGAGGCUCUACUUCCCUGCUCAUUCCCAGGCAAACAGUAAAAGGAAGCGUGGAGGGUCAAAGCUGUUCUUCAAGGCAUCUAGCAUGAGUGGGAAGGAAACGCGGAUGGAGACCCCAGACAUAUUCCUAUUCUCCGUGAAGGGCGCUUGGGUGGUCUAUGCUAGUGCAUGGAGAGGCCUCAACCCUCAGGGCCUCCUACGGGUCGAGCCUCUCACCGAGGCGACCAGAAGGGUACAAGACGGCUUAGUGGUGGGCUCGACGACUGCCUGUGAUACGCUACACUGCCUUGAAGGUGUCGGUCAGCGGCUACAGUACCUAGAGACUUUACGAACGCUGUUGUCCACCAAAUGCGAGGAGGGUAGUGACCAUGAGGGAGAUGCCUUCAACGUUAGUUCGGGCUCUCGGGCCUCUUUGGAUCCAGGGGCGAUCUGCUGUACAAGCCUGUGCCUCUUUGGAGGUCUGGUCAGCGGUCACCGACUGCUGAACCGCUCCCUCACCCUGCCAACCGCUGUGGAUCUGGAUGCUUGUAUGGAGGCUACAAUGGAGUUGUUUCCAAACCUCAACUCCGACCAAAUAGCAGUCCUGAAGCAUGUACAGGCAUGGUUUACAGACAACACUGCGGAGCCCCUGAUCAUGGUCCAAGGCGUCUACGGCUCUGGCAAGACGACGGUUUUGGCGGCAGUCAUCUCGCUACUGUGUGAAGUCCUUGUGGCUUCCUGCGGACCUGUGAUACCAAUAGCUCACCGCAGAGUCGGACUGCUCUCCCUCACAAAUGUCGCUGUUGACAACGUCCUGCUCAAGCUCAAGUCGAAGGGCUUUGAAGACUUCGUCCGGCUUGGCGUCUACGAUAGGAUUGCGGCUAACCUUCGAGAUGAUUUUUUCGCCCGGACGCAGAGUCGUUCUCGAAUGGAAGGUCCUCCGGGGCUGUCGGCCUUGGACUGGAAGGCGAGGGCAGUGGUGGCGGCCACGCUAGCAUCGGCGAUCGACUUGACAGUAGAUGGAAGGACAGCUUACGAGUUGAUGGUGUACUUAUUGUUAAGGUACCUUGCCCCUUUGUUGUGGUCGAUGAGUGUGGCCAAGUGA
Messenger RNA from Perkinsus marinus ATCC 50983, 1908 nucleotides. Its product is annotated as dna replication helicase dna2, putative. NCBI's taxonomy places the organism in Eukaryota, Perkinsozoa, Perkinsida, Perkinsidae. The record is from RefSeq and is a predicted model, not a curated record. The coding region runs from base 1 to 1908 and encodes 635 amino acids. The transcript has a single exon.